AUGGCUGACCUGGUGGCAUUGUGGGAAGUAGCUCUCAGCGAUGGUGUUCAUAAAAUAGAAUUUGAGCAUGGUACCACCUCAGGAAAGCGAGUAGUGUAUGUUGAUGGAAAGGAAGUCAUAAAAAGGGACUGGAUGUUCAAGCUUGUUGGGAAGGAAACCUUUGUAGUUGGGGCAACUAAAACAAAAGCAACAAUCAACAUUGAUGCAAUCAGUGGCUUUGCGUAUGAAUAUACUUUGGAGAUCAAUGGGAAAAGCCUAAAGAAAUAUUUGGAGAACAGGUCUAAGACUACAAAUACGUGGCUACUAAAUCUAGAUGGAAUAGAUUCUCGAAUUGGAGAAUUUGUUGAAGAUGGCACUGAGACUCACUUUACUAUUGGCAAUCAUGACUGCUGUAUCAAAGGUGUGAGCAGUGGGAAACGAAGAGAAGGAAUUAUCCACACUCUUAUUAUGGAUGGCCAAGAAAUCCCAGAAAUUGUUGAGUAA
Mobula hypostoma (lesser devil ray) is the source of this 483-nucleotide messenger RNA. Its product is annotated as fas apoptotic inhibitory molecule 1-like. Lineage: Eukaryota; Metazoa; Chordata; Chondrichthyes; Myliobatiformes; Myliobatidae. Gene Ontology annotation, biological process: positive regulation of neurogenesis; canonical NF-kappaB signal transduction; negative regulation of extrinsic apoptotic signaling pathway via death domain receptors. The transcript has 3 exons. The coding region runs from base 1 to 483 and encodes 160 amino acids. The record is from RefSeq and is a predicted model, not a curated record.